AUGUCCUGCCGACUUUCCAAUGGGUCCAGGCGGAUCUGCUCGAAAGCCAGCCCCACCCGGCUGUCCAGGGUAGGCUCUGGCUUCAGGGCUGUGGGCACGUGCAUCACCUCAGGAGCAGAAAGCUUUGCUUGCACACUUGGGGGCGUUUCUUCUGGAGGAAGCUCCUGCCAUGGGGGUGGAGGGUCUGGAAGCAGCAUCUGCACUGGUUUUCUCGGAAAUGAUCAGGGCCUGCUGUCCGGCAAUGAGAAAGUGACCAUGCAGAACCUCAAUGACCGCCUGGCCUCCUACCUGGUUCAUGUGCAUGCGCUAGAGGAGGCCAACGCAGAGAUGGAGCAGAAGAUCGCCAGCUGGUAUGACAGGUACGGGCCUGAGCGGUUCCCAGGGCUCAGUCACGACUACACCAGAUACUUCUCGGCCAUUGAGGAUCUGAAAAAACAGAUUAUUUCCGUGACCGCCUGUAAUGCCAGCAUUGUUCUCCAAAGCGACAAUGCCAGGCUGACUGCUGAUGACUUCAAGCUGAAGUAUGAAAACGAGCUCAGUUUGCACCAGAUCAUGGAAGCCGACAUCAGCAAUCUUCGCAGGGUGCUGGAGGAGCUGACCCUCUCUAUCACCGACCUGGAGGUGCAGUGUGGCAGCCUCGGGGAGGAGCUGACCUACCUCCAGAAGAACCACGAGGAGGAAACCAAAGCUCUGCAAUGUGCAGCAGGAGGGAACGUGAAUGUGGAGGUGAACGCAGCCCCCGGCGUGGACCUCACUGCUCUGCUGAACAACAUGCGGGCCGAGUAUGAGGACCUGGCUGAGCAGAACCGCCAGGACGCGGAGGCCUGCUUCCAUGAGAAGAGUGCGUCUCUGCAGCAACAGAUUUUGGAUGAGGCAGGUGCAGCCACAGCAGCUAGAAAUCAGCUGAUGGAACAGAAACGCAGUCUGCAAAUCCUGGAAAUAGAACUCCAGUCCCUCCUCGCUAUGAAACAAUCCUAUGAACAUACAUUGGCUGAGACUGAAGGAAAUUACUGCAUUCAACUCCAGCAAAUCCAGGAUCACAUCGGGACGAUGGAGGAACAAUUGCAACAGAUUCGAACAGAAACGGAAGGCCAGAAGCUGGAGUAUGAACAGCUCCUUGAUAUCAAAAUGCUUUUGGAAAAAGAAAUUGAAACAUAUUGCAACUUACUAGAUGGGGAAGAAGGUAGAAGCAGAUCCACAUGUUACAAGUCUAAAGGACCCAGGCUUGUAAAUUCUGGAAAUCAAGUCAAAGACUUAACAGAAGAAAUCUUUGUCAAAGCAAUGGUGGAAGAACUGGACCAGCUUGGCAAUGUCCUCUCCCUGAGAGUCCACUCGGUGGAAGAAAAAUCCUCUAAAAUAAGCAACAUCACCAUGGAGCAGCGGGUUCCCGCUAAAGCACCCUAAGGAGGGAGAGUGAUUUACUAACAAACAAACAAACAACUGCCUUUGCAAAAUCCCACUGGUCAAAUAACCCCAAAAUUACUCCUUAGAAUUGUCCUAAAAUUUGGUUUCUUUUUCUUCCUCAUUCUUUUCCAUGUAAUUCUUUUCAAAAGAAGAAAAAAUC
Heterocephalus glaber (naked mole-rat) is the source of this 1564-nucleotide messenger RNA. It is a transcript of the gene Krt26, whose product is annotated as keratin 26. The record is from RefSeq and is a predicted model, not a curated record. Gene Ontology annotation, molecular function: structural molecule activity. Gene Ontology annotation, biological process: epithelial cell differentiation; intermediate filament organization. Gene Ontology annotation, cellular component: cytoskeleton. NCBI's taxonomy places the organism in Eukaryota, Metazoa, Chordata, Mammalia, Rodentia, Bathyergidae.